Messenger RNA from Staurois parvus, 331 nucleotides. The record is from the annotation of a GenBank genome assembly. NCBI's taxonomy places the organism in Eukaryota, Metazoa, Chordata, Amphibia, Anura, Ranidae.
ACUUUUCUUACGCUGUCAGAGCGCGAGGAAAGUACUGCAGAGAACCGGCAGUUGUCAGAGCAGGGAUCAGCACCGAUCAUCAGGGCACUGAUGAUCGGUGCCCAGCAGUGUCACCCACCAGUUCUUCCCACCUGUGCCCAGCAGUGCCACCCACCUGUGCCCAGCAGUGCCACCCACCUGUGCCCAUCAAUGCAGUGCUGCCAGUCAGUGCCACCAGUCAUCAAUGCCUAGCAGUGCCGCCAGUCAGUGCCCAGCAGUGAUGCCAGUCAGUGCCACCUAUCAGUGCUGUCUAUCAGUACCCAUCAUCAGUGCCGCCAAUCAGUGCCACCUA